GCUACUUAUUCUUACACGACUGUCCGCGCAUGCUAGUAGCAGCACCAGUGUUUGCAUUUGUUGGACGAAGGGAAACAUUGCUGGCUAGCCAGGAUACCUCCGAUUUGUUCUGAUUUUGUGUCCGUGUACAGGUCCGUUUUGGCCUAUUAUUAAUCACAGGAGUAUCGGUAAAGCAGAAUCUGCAUCUGUGAAGCAUCAACAUGGCAGUCAGAAGGGGACACAUCAGAUACCUCAAAGUGUGUGAGGUGCAGAGUUGUCAGGGUGACAAUAGGGAAUCGCAACAGCAUGGCAGUAAGAGUUCAAUUAACAUGAAGCAAGAAGCUUAUGAUAACGGUUACGACGAACACAUGGAAGAUGAGCCCAAAGAUGCCAAAACCAACCUUAUCGUCAAUUACCUGCCCCAAAACAUGAGUCAGGACGAGUUGCGGAGUCUCUUCAGCAGCAUUGGCGAGGUGGAGUCUGCCAAACUCAUCCGCGAUAAAGUGGCAGGUAAUCCCUAUCACAAAAACCAGAGCCACAGUUUAGGGUACGGAUUUGUUAACUAUGUUAACGCUAGUGAUGCAGAAAGGGCUAUCAAUACCCUCAAUGGGCUGAGACUACAGUCUAAAACUAUCAAGGUGUCCUUUGCCAGGCCAAGCUCUGACGGUAUUAAGGAUGCCAAUCUUUACAUUAGUGGGCUGCCCAAGACCAUGACACAGAAAGACGUGGAGGAUAUGUUCACACGCUAUGGCCGCAUCAUCAACUCUCGUGUAUUGGUCGAUCAGGCCUCAGGCCUGUCCAGGGGUGUGGCCUUUAUCCGCUUUGACAAACGGGCCGAGGCGGAGGACGCCAUCAAAGACCUGAACGGCCAGAAACCCCCUGGUGCAUCGGAGCCCAUCACAGUGAAGUUCGCUGCCAGCCCCAACCAGGCCAAGAACUCCCAGCUCAUCAACCAGCUCUACCACAACCAGGGCCGGCGCUUUGGAGGUCCAGUACACCACCAGGCCCAGAGAUUCAGGUUCUCUCCGAUGAGUGUGGACCACAUGAGCGGCAUGUCUACGGUUAGCGCUCAGGGGAACUCCACGGCUGGCUGGUGUAUCUUCAUCUACAACCUGGGCCAGGAUGCUGACGAGGGCAUCCUGUGGCAGAUGUUCGGGCCGUUCGGAGCCGUCACCAACGUCAAGGUCAUCCGAGACUUCAACACCAACAAGUGCAAAGGCUUCGGCUUCGUCACCAUGACCAACUACGAGGAGGCCGCCAUGGCCAUCGCCAGCCUCAACGGUUACCGCAUUGGAGACAAGAUCCUGCAGGUUUCCUUCAAAACCAGCAAGGGGGGUCACAAGUAAACUGAAGAGGGUUAAGGGUACUUGUUUUCUAUUCUUACAAUGAGAGGGGAGGGGGGGGUAAAAUGAGAUUGUAAAGGCUACACAUGUGUUAUUGAAAGGAGAUAAUCUAUCUCCUUGGUUCUUGUAAUUUAAUUUCUAUGCUAACUGUCACUUAGAUAUUUGUCUUAGCCAGUAGAAAAGUAGACUUCUUGCUGUGACAAAAUUACCUUUUGUCUUUUUUUGCUGGGGAGGGGUUCUGAAGUGUACAGGAAGGUUGUUGACCAAUUCUUGAAUGUUUUAAUGAUCUGUGGGUUAUGUUGGUCUGUUAAAGUGCCACAUACAUGGUUGAGGGUGACGAUAACUCCUGCCAUAUUUAACGCUCUGAUUCCUACAUGCUUGCCAUUUCUCGAUUUUUAACAGCCAUUUUAUCAUGGUCAGUGAAGUACAGUGCUCAAAGCUAGGCCUUGAUUUCCAAUAGAACCUCAAGUCUUUCUACACUCCUAUUCUAAGAUACACAUGUCAUUUUGAACAUGCACAAGUCUUGUUCUAAAUCUACACAUCAGAGUAUUAGAUAAAGCAUGCCCUUCUAGAUGCGAAGUGGUCAUGUGCUGGCAAUGCAUUUGAAUACAAAAAAAAAUUGUGUAGUUGGGGACCAAAGAGAAAGGACUAACAAAUAUUUGUUUUCCCCAAUCCUCUAAUUAUACAUGCCCUCUGACAUUAAACCAUCAAAUCUGAGUUGUGAAACAAACUAAAGGAAAGAUUUAAAUGAUUCAGUUGAUCAGAAGAUAAUCUAACUAAUUUUGAUACAUGGCUUUUUUCCCCCUGAGUUAUGCAAGCUUUACCCAGUCCAAUGCUUUUCUGUUUUCAAGUAAUGUUUUAUUUUAUUGAAACUGCCUUUCAACGUGAACUUAUUUUCCAUGAUUGUUUGAUUGACUUUUGCCAUUAACAUUUAUUUCGUGGAAGUUGAUGUUUAUUCCACUUUUUUUUUUUUAUAAAAGUUGACCUUUUGCUUUUAGUUUGGUUCAUUGCGUUUGAAAGUUACCGUUUCAUAAACACGACUAAAUACCA
Molecule: messenger RNA, 2372 nt
Organism: Coregonus clupeaformis (lake whitefish)
Lineage: Eukaryota; Metazoa; Chordata; Actinopteri; Salmoniformes; Salmonidae
Product: ELAV-like protein 1
Exons: 8
Coding region: 201-1325 (374 amino acids)
Cellular component (GO): ribonucleoprotein complex
Molecular function (GO): RNA binding
Source: RefSeq, a predicted model, not a curated record